Tripterygium wilfordii is the source of this 1016-nucleotide messenger RNA. RefSeq lists its product as uncharacterized. NCBI's taxonomy places the organism in Eukaryota, Viridiplantae, Streptophyta, Magnoliopsida, Celastrales, Celastraceae. The transcript is spliced from 5 exons. The record is from RefSeq and is a predicted model, not a curated record. The coding region runs from base 154 to 627 and encodes 157 amino acids.
CCGCCUUGAGCAUCGAGCGGCAUCGGCCCAAAAUUUUCCCUCUCUCUUUUCACUCUGGAAGCGCCGUCCCCUUGAUUUGCUGCAUCUAUUUCUCUGAUUGUCUCGAUUUCUACACUCGCUUCGGUAGAUUCAGAGAUUCUCGGUGGAACAUCUAUGGCUUUUCUUUCGUUUGCUGGGAGACUUCUUUUCGCUUCGGUCUUCAUUCUCUCUGCUUGGCAAGAAUUUAAUGAAUUUGGUAUUGAUGGUGGGCCAGCAGCAAAGGCAUUAAGACCCAAAUUCAAUGUUUUCUCAAAACAUGUGAGAUCCCAUACUGGGAUUGAAUUACCGCAAAUUGAAAUGAAGGUUAUAGCUGCUACUGCUAUCGCAUUGAAGAGCAUAGGAGGCCUCCUCUUCAUAUUUGGCAGCUCUCUUGGAGCUUGUCUUUUGCUUCUGCAUCAGGCAGUCCUGACUCCCAUUUUGUAUGAUUUCUACAACUAUGAUGCUGACAACAAAGAAUUUCAUCAACUUUUUACCAAGUUCACUCAGGAAUUGGCGCUGUUGGGAGCAUUGCUCUUUUUCAUAGGCAUGAAGAACUCGACUCCAAGGAGACAACUCAAGAAGAAGCCGGGCAAAACAAAAUCGGCAUGAAGAAGGGGCGUCUGAUAACUGCUCUUUGGAAUUUUGUUGUAUGGUUGAUUUUCUAGAUUUUACGGGAAAGAUAGUCUUGUUAUGGUUGUGUCAGGCAUCAUAUUUUGUAGGGGUUAGCUAAUGAAGAGGGUAUUAUUUGCUUUGAUAAUGUUGCAUCAUCACCCACUGUGCUUGUUACGUUUAUGGGAGUACUCCAUUGUUAAUUGAGUUUACUAGUGUCGUUACUUUCGAGCGACUAUGGUUCUUUGCAUGACAAAUAAGCAAUACAGCUUUCACCUAUGUUUAAAAUACUUCAGCCGAUUUAGCCCAACCUUGUUGGUAGGGUAUUUUGGUCAUUUUCUGUUGACUGAUAUAUCCUUAAACUAGCGUCUUCGCCAUUGGGAAUGGUA